Scomber scombrus (Atlantic mackerel) is the source of this 2798-nucleotide messenger RNA. It is a transcript of the gene slc25a28, whose product is annotated as solute carrier family 25 member 28. Gene Ontology annotation, molecular function: ferrous iron transmembrane transporter activity. The record is from RefSeq and is a predicted model, not a curated record. The coding region runs from base 173 to 1375 and encodes 400 amino acids. Gene Ontology annotation, biological process: iron import into the mitochondrion. The transcript is spliced from 4 exons. NCBI's taxonomy places the organism in Eukaryota, Metazoa, Chordata, Actinopteri, Scombriformes, Scombridae. Gene Ontology annotation, cellular component: mitochondrial membrane.
CUCCCCUUGCUUGGCUCUGGCUGGGAAGGAAAGAAGCGGGGAGAGGGAAUGGUGUAACGGGCAAGCAGCUCCGAAACCAGCCCUAGGGAAUGCAAAACUUUGUGGCUGAAAUCGACCACAAUACGCUGUCUCUGCGUGCCUGAAGACUUAUUAAAACAUCACCUCGUUUCUCAUGGAAGCAGAUGGAUUUGUGAGGAGGCGUCGGAUGACAGCGGAGACUGCAGGCAAUGAUCCCGGUGUUGCGGGCGCAUCUGCCGGGGCAGAAGUUCGAUGGCUGGGAGGCAGGUUUUGGGUAGUUUCGGAAAGUAUUGUGGGAAGCCUGACACCUCGAAUCGCUGGCGAGACAGAAUUGCAGACUGUUGAUUUGAUCCGUACAGCACAAGAUCAAACAGAGGACUCUGAACCAGACUAUGAGGGUUUACCACAGGGAGCCUCCACCAGCACCCACAUGUUGGCUGGAGCCGUGGCCGGGAUCAUGGAGCACUGCCUCAUGUUCCCCAUCGACUGUGUCAAGACAAGAAUGCAAAGCCUCCAGCCCGACCCCGCAGCUCGCUACAAGAACGUGAUGGAUGCCCUCCGCCGAAUUAUAGCCACAGAGGGAGUCUGGCGGCCAAUGAGAGGGCUGAAUGUGACAGCUGUUGGGGCGGGGCCUGCCCACGCCCUCUAUUUUGCCAGCUAUGAGAAACUCAAAAAGACUCUAAGUGAUGUCAUUCACCCAGGGGCUAACAGUCAUUUGGCUAAUGGAACAGCUGGGUGUGUGGCCACUCUGCUUCAUGAUGCAGCCAUGAACCCAGCCGAAGUCGUGAAGCAACGCAUGCAGAUGUAUAAUUCGCCCUACCGCGGCGUGUUGGACUGUAUACGCGCCGUGUGGCAGAGAGAGGGUGCUGCAGCAUUCUACCGCAGCUACACCACCCAGCUCACCAUGAACGUGCCCUUCCAGGCGCUCCACUUCAUGACCUACGAGUACCUUCAAGAGCUGCUUAACCCCCAAAGACAGUACAACCCCUCAUCCCACAUGUUGUCCGGAGCUUUGGCUGGGGCCAUCGCAGCUGCAGCCACCACACCUCUGGAUGUCUGCAAGACCCUACUCAACACCCAGGAGUCUGUAACCCUCAGCUCCCUGUCCUCAAGCCAAGGCCCCGGCCAGAGCCAAGGCCAAGGAGCCCACAGACAAAUCUCAGGCCUGGCCCAUGCCUUCCGGACAGUUUAUAGGCUGGGCGGCCUGCAGGGCUUCUUCAAGGGAGUCCAGGCGAGGGUCAUCUACCAGAUGCCCUCCACAGCCAUCAGCUGGUCAGUGUAUGAGUUCUUUAAGUAUGGACUCACCAAGCACCAGCACAACAAGAGGAGACUGCAGCAAAUGGAAGCUGACACGUAAAUUGUCUCCUCAUAUAGCUCUGCCCUCCCUGUGGGGAGAAGAUGAAGUCAAUACGCACAUAGAAUUUGAUUGAAGCCCACCUCAGUUGUCCCAUCCCUUUCAGACAUAGCCGAUAAGAAAGACAUCUUUGAAGACAGUUUGAAUAGAAAUGUUCCUGCUACACCAUUUCAAGACUAGGCAUUGUUUGAGUUAUGUUGUUUUUCUGUACUAGGAGACAAACAUUUACACAGUAUUAUAGAGCUAGUUUAUCUGGAGUUUUUUUUUUUUUUAAACCAUUCUAGUGACCAGUCCAACUGAAGAAAAUUGAUGAACGCACAAGUUUUGAGAUGGAGAUGUUGUCAGCAGAGGGCAGUAGUGGUACUUUAACUGGUAGUUUCACAUGCUUUGCUGUCCUAGGAUCAGAUUUAAGAAAUGAAAAUGACAACUGACUCCUACAGUUAUACAGACCCUUCUCCAGAUUCAUGAAUUCACAUUUUUGAAUAUCCAACAGAAUAUUACUCACAAUAAUCCAAGACCAGACAAGUUGUUUGUUAUUGGUGUCUGGUUGGGGCUACACAAAGGCAUUCAUAUAUUAAUAAGUAUUCCAUUCACAUUUAAAUGCAAAUGAAGCAUGGCUGAGGUCAUUUUGUUGAUAAUGCAACACACUCAUUUACUGACUUCGAUUAGUGACCAGAUACUUUUUAUAUCUAACAUAAUAAACAAAAAUGAAGACCACAAUAUAAAUAUAUAUAUUUGGAUUAAUUGUACUGUGCAAAUAGUCCAAUAUUAUGAUUGGCUCCACAAAUGGACAAAGAGACCAUGGAUCGUUUGAGUUUCCCUUUUUGUUUGGCUAUUGGCAGUCAAAAGAAUGAAUAUGAAUAAUUAGUUUCUUUGCCCUAUCUAAUGUCAAAGUUAAUGAUUGUUGCCUAUAAUAGAAUUUUGAAAAAGAAAUACCAACUUUCAGUUAUUCUGAAGUUUCGGAAGUGUAUGUUUAUUUUAACUGAAGUUGAUUUCUCAAAUGUUAUUUUAUUUCCAGAAAAUAUAUUGGUUUAAUUUUUUUUCUUACGUUCCCAUUUAUAUGCUUAACCAACCCUUGUAUCAUGGAACUACUCACCAUUAUUGCCUUGUGUACCAGUUUGGCAAAGCAGCAUUAAGAUGGCCAUUCCUGUGAAUUAACUGUAGCUAUCAGCCUCUUUUCAUCUUGUGAACUACUGAGUGUCGAUACCUAGCAAACUGGCUGCAUAAAAUGUACGGAGCUCCAAAAAUAAGGAAUUUUGCAAAAAUGUAUGAGGAGUUCAGUAUCCCAAAAGUCAAAUCGUACCCCUGUUGAGUACACAUUAAUGGAAGCUGUCAUUCUUAUUGAUUGAAGUCUGAUUGUUUCUGACACUGAAUUGCACUCAAAUAAAAACUGAGCAGUGGGGCUUUAUCCACUGUUCUUAAAUGA